AUGAAAUGGCUGCAGGUGGAGAUCACUGAUGUCUCUGGGAAGACUAUAGAAGGUCCAGUCCCUUUUGAUAUAAUGAUCAUUGAUCAGAAUGACAACAGGCCCAUCUUCCGGGAAGGACCAUACAUUGGGCACGUCAUGGAAGGGUCUCCAACAGAAUCUUUUGAACACUCUACAGAUGAGGAAUUGAAGAAGCUCACUGAGAAAAACAAGGAACUGGAAGUUGCUCAAGAUAACAAUGUGGGCAUACAGAGUCAGCUCACCAGAGCAAAAGAAGAAUUGGAAGCGGAGAAGAGAGAUUUAGUCCGAACGAGUGAAAGAAGAGCUCAAGAGCUGGAACAUUUAAAUGAGGAUGUUAAACAUCUGAAUGAGAAACUCACAGCAACAAAUACUGCAAAAAUAGAGCUUCAGUUAAAACUAGAUGAGCUUCAGACAUCAUCCCUUUCUGUAAAACAUCGUGAGCAGAGGUGGGAACAAGAAAAGGAACUGUUACAGAAUCAGAACACUUGGCUGAAUACUGAAUUGAAGGCAAAAACAGAUGAGCUUUUGGUCCUUGUUCUAGAAAAAGGAACUGAAAUCUUGGACCUCAAAUAUGGCGUGGAGAACAAGAAAGAGGAGGUUUCCAGACUGGAAGAACAAGUCACUGGACUAAAACAAUCUAAUAGCAAUCUACAAAAACAUGUGGAAGAUCUUUUGGAAAAAUUAAAAGAGGCAAAAGAGCAGCAAGCUAGUAUGGAAGAGAGAUUCCACAAUGAACUAAAUGCCCAUAUCAAGUUAUCUAAUUUAUACAAGGUAUGAUUUCACUAUUUGUUCAUGAUUUCAUCUUCUGUAUUUAGAAGAGGGUGGUCCUGUGAGGAGGCAUGGUGUCAGUUUGGAUCAGCAAACGGGGCUAACAAAGAAACACAGGAUCGUUUGGCUGAGAUGGAGCAAACGAAGGCUACAGUUGAAAAAGAACUGAAGGAGAAGAUUAGCAAGUUGGAGAAAGAGUUGGACAAUGCAAAUGAUCUCGUUUCGGCUACCAAGCGAAAAGGAGCCAUACUUUCAGAGGAUGAGCUGGCAGCUAUGUCGCCUACAGCUGCUGCUGUUGCAAAAGUGGUCAAGCCUGGUAUGAAAUUAACUGAGGUGGGAGAAAUUCAGCGCUUGCAAGACGAGGCUGAUAAAGCAAACAAGCAUUCUUCUGUCUUUGAAAGAGAGAACCAGAGGUUUGAAAUUCAAGUGAAAGAUCUUUCACAACAGAUAAGGGUAUUGUUGAUGGAGCUUGAAGAAGCCCGAGGUAAUCAUGUCAUCCAUGAUGAAGAAGUCAGUUCUGCAGACAUCAGCAGCUCUUCUGAAGUGAUAAGUCAGCGCCUGGUUUCCUACAGAAACAUUGAGGAACUUCAGCAGCAAAAUCAACGCCUCUUGGUAGCACUUAGAGAGUUGGGAGAAGCAAAGGAGAAAGAAGAACAAGAAACCACUUCUUCUAAGUAUGUUCCAGCUUUGACUAUGAAUUUGGAACACCAGGAGUUCAAGAUCCCCUUGGGUCAGGAUUUCUCUUAUCUGACUUCAGUGGGAUGUUGUGAAUUCAGGGCACUGAACUCCGUACAAUCUGCGUGGAUUCCAAAAUGUUCUUCUUGGUAUAAUUCAGCUUCAAGCAUCUUGCCUGAGGAGAUGUCUCUGACAUCAACCCCGAAGCGCCUCUCAGGUUCCCUUCCAGCUUCGACUCCAACUUCAAUCCCAGUGAUCGAGUCAACUGAAGCAGCAGAAGCGAAGGCUGCUCUUAAACAGCUGCAGGAAUUUUUCGAGAACUAUCGGAAAGAAAAGGCAGAGAAUGACAAGCUGCUUAAUGAGCAAAAUGAAAAGCUUCAAGAACAGGUUACUGAUUUGAAGUCACAGAAUACAAAGGUUUCUACCCAACUUGAAUUUGCCUCUAAGCGUUAUGAGAUGUUGCAAGAUAACGUAGAGGGAUAUCGGCGAGAGAUCACCUCACUGCAUGAGAAAAUCCAGAAGCUCUCGGCCACUACUCAAAAGCAAGAACAGAUCAUCAACACAAUGAGUCAAGAAUUACGAGGAGCCAAUGAAAAAUUAAAUGUUGCAGAGGUGAGAGCAGAGAAUUUGAAAAAAGAAAAAGAUAUUUUAAAAAUGGCCGAAAUUCGUUUGUCUCAGCAAAAAGAAUCUUUAGUAGCAGAACACAGAGGACAAAACCUGCUCCUUACUAAUCUGCAAUCUAUUCAGGUAAUUUUGGAAAAGGGAGAGACAGAAACUCGACAGAGGCUCAAUAAUCAAAUAGAGAAGUUGGAAAGAGAAAUCACCCAGCUGAAGAAAAAACUGGACAAUGAGGUGGAGCAAAGACACACGCUUUCCAAAAAUCAGGAU
Molecule: messenger RNA, 2349 nt
Organism: Thamnophis sirtalis
Lineage: Eukaryota; Metazoa; Chordata; Lepidosauria; Squamata; Natricidae
Source: RefSeq, a predicted model, not a curated record